AUGAAUGGAAAUAUUCAAAGUAUAGAUAUUUUAAUUAAUAAAGAAUAUGAAAAGGAGAUUGCUUUAAAUCGUGAGAAGUUGCGUCCAAUUGUUGACUCAAUCAUUUUCUUAGGCCGACUCAACAUAGCUUUCAGAGGUCAUUGUGAUGAUUCUCAAUAUCAUCCUACUAUUGGCAAAUAUUCUUUAGUGGGUGGAGUAGGUAAUUUUAUUGAACUUUUAAACUACAGAAUCAGAGGUGGGGAUAAAGUUCUUGAACAUCAUCUUAAUAGUUGCGCAAAGAAUGCAUCUUAUAUUUCAAAUUUGUCACAUAAUGAAUUAAUAAAUUGUUGUGGACAGUACAUCCAGAAUAUUUUGGUUUCUGAAAUAAAAGAAAAUCAAUUUUUUUCAAUUAUUGCUGAUGAAGCAUCUGACUGCUCCAAUCAGGAACAAUUGUCUUUAGUAAUUAGAUUUAUAGACAAAUCAUAUGAUGUUAGGGAAGAAUUUAUGGGUUUUUUACAUUGUGAAUUAGGUUCAACAGGUGAAGCUCUAUGCAAAACUAUUUUAUCUUCACUUAAAGAUUUUUCGCUUGAUAUUUCCAAUUGUAGAGGUCAGGGUUAUGAUGGUACAUCAUCUGCUACUGGUCAUGUUAAAGGAAUCGCUAAAAGAAUAAAAGAUCUAAACCAUAAAGCAGUGUAUACUCACUGCUUUAGUCAUCGCCUUAAUCUUAGUGUUAUAAAUUCAUGCAAGAUACAAGAAGUUAGAAACAUGAUGGAACAUGUAAAACAGCUGUCGUAUUUUUUUAAUUUUUCAGAGUCACGACAAAAUUUAUUAGAAGUAGCUAUUACAGAACAUUUCCCUUUUGCUACGAAGAAAAAAUUAAUUGAUGUUUGUCGUACAAGAUGGGUUGAACGCAUAACUGGGUUGGAUGAUUUUGAAAAUUUGUUUGUACCUAUUGUUUUUUGUCUUGAAGGAAUGAGCUUGAACCUAGAAUCAAAAUGUACAAAAGAUACUUCCUCACAAGCAUCUUGUUUUUUAAAACUUGUUACAAGUUUUGACUUUAUUGCAUCCUUAGUGAUAACUCGGACAGUACUUGACUACACAAUUCCUGUUACACAAAUGUUACAGGGUAAAACUUUUGAUAUUUGUGAUGGUUUAGGUUCUAUUUCAGCUUUAAAAAGUUAUAUCUCAACACUUAGAAGUUUAAUAGAUGAUUAUCACAUAAAGUGGUAUGCUUCUAUUCUUUGUCUUGCUUCUAAAGUUGAUGUUGCAGAAGCUAAACCAAGAUUAUCAAGUCGUCAAAUAAAUAGAAAUAACGUUGCUUCUUCUUCAACUUCAGAUUAUUUCAAAAAAUCGUUAUCUAUUCCACUUAUUGAUCACCUCCUAAGUGAAGUAAAUUACAGAUUUAGUGAUGAUGCUUUGGAAGCUUACGAUGGCUUGGUUAUUAUUCCAGACAAAAUGAUUUCUUUUGUCUCUAAAAAGAUUGACUGGAAAAUUAGGUUCCAAUCUUUUGUUAAUUUUUAUGCAACUGAUUUACCAUGUGCAAUUUCUUUAAGUGCAGAACUUGAUUUGUGGGAAAGAUACUGGCUUCUUGAAAAUAUUUGCUUGCCAGAUAACAUUUCGAGUACUUUAAAAAGUCUUCCUAAUAAUGUAUUUGAAAAUAUCAGAGUUUGCCUUCGUAUUUUAGGAACAUUACCUGUAACGUCUUCUUCUUGUGAAAGAUCGUUUUCAGCCAUGAAGCGAUUAAAAAAUUACACACGAAGUACUAUGUCAUCUGAGAGGUUGAACAAUCUUGCUCAUAUGCAUAUUCACAAAGAAAUAGUACCUGAUGUAGAAAAAGUUAUAGACUUAUUUGCACUUAAAUCUCGGAGAUUAAAUUUUACAGAUAAAAUGUGUUAA
Hydra vulgaris (swiftwater hydra) is the source of this 1875-nucleotide messenger RNA. Its product is annotated as 52 kDa repressor of the inhibitor of the protein kinase-like. The record is from RefSeq and is a predicted model, not a curated record. Gene Ontology annotation, molecular function: protein dimerization activity. Lineage: Eukaryota; Metazoa; Cnidaria; Hydrozoa; Anthoathecata; Hydridae.